This is a messenger RNA of Hemibagrus wyckioides, 6062 nucleotides long. RefSeq names its product xylosyltransferase II (gene xylt2). Gene Ontology annotation, molecular function: protein xylosyltransferase activity. The transcript has 11 exons. Bases 54 to 2654 code for a protein of 866 amino acids. Gene Ontology annotation, cellular component: membrane. The record is from RefSeq and is a predicted model, not a curated record. NCBI's taxonomy places the organism in Eukaryota, Metazoa, Chordata, Actinopteri, Siluriformes, Bagridae. Gene Ontology annotation, biological process: chondroitin sulfate proteoglycan biosynthetic process; heparan sulfate proteoglycan biosynthetic process.
CGAGUCAUCCGGUCAAGAUGAUUCACUGCUAAAUGUAAACCACGGGGAGGAAAAUGGUGGCGAGCACUCGUGUACAGAAACUGCUCCGUCGAUACAAACUUGCGAUCGCCGCCGCUUUGACAAUUCUCCUAAUCCAGGGAUUGGUGGUAUGGAGUCUCCGGAGUCUGGAAGAAGGAGAGGCCGAGCGCAGAGAGCGGCGAUCUAAGCUGCCCGAUCACAGCAACCAGGAUGUGAGGAAAGACUUAGACGCUAGGGGGUCUAAUGCCCUGUCCGGGGGGUACCAUGGCCGGGGGAAGCAAGACAUGGAGCGGCCCAUCGUCACUCGUCCCUUCAAGAAAGGGGGUAAGCGAAGAAUGAAGCCCUCCAUGAUGGAAGGAGCAGGAGUGGUGCAGGGCAUUGGAGCCGGUGAUGCCAUCGCCCCGUACGAUCCAUCCAGCAGCCGUAACUUCACUGACAUGAAGGCGCAGGAAGGAAAAUUCCCACCAGGUGCUCAAGGAGAACCGGGGAGCGUCGACGGCGCACCUCAGGUCCCGAGCAAUGACUUUGUGCCCAGCUGUGAAAUCGUUGGCAAGGAUGCUCUGUCGGCUCUGCACCGUGCUGGAUCACGCCAGUGCCGGCAGGAGAUCGCCAAUAUUGUGUGCAAACACCAGGCUGGAGAACUGAUGCCACAGGCUUUACCUCAAUACUGCACACAGCAUGUCUUGUCCAGCGCCGGCCAGCAAGCUGACAUUAUAGACAACGAUUUGUCCAAAGUGGAGAACCCAGUCAGGGUGGCGUUUGUACUGAUGGUUCACGGUCGAGCCGUGCGGCAGCUCAAGCGGCUCCUCAAAGCCAUUUAUCACAAGGACCAUUUUUACUACAUCCACGUUGAUAAGCGCUCCAACUACCUGCAUCGGGAAGUUGUGCACAUGGCCGAGCUGUACUCCAACGUGAGGGCCACACCCUGGCGCAUGGUCACUAUCUGGGGCGGGGCCAGUCUGCUGAAGGCCUACCUGCGCAGCAUGCAGGACCUGCUGUCCAUGCUCGACUGGAAAUGGGACUUCUUCAUCAACCUCAGUGCCACGGACUUUCCUACCAGGACCAACGAUGAGCUGGUGGCUUUCCUUUCUCAGAACCGUGACAAGAACUUCCUGAAGUCUCAUGGCAGAGAGAAUGCCAGGUUCAUUAAGAAACAGGGGUUGGACAGACUUUUCCACGAGUGUGAUAAUCACAUGUGGCGGCUGGGUGAGCGCACCAUCCCCGAGGGCCUGGAUGUGUCUGGUGGCUCCGACUGGUUUUCACUCACACGCCGCUUUGUGGAGUAUGUGGUCAACUCCAAGGACGAGCUGGUGACCGGGCUGAAGCAGUUCUACACCUACGCCCUGCUCCCUGCUGAGUCUUUCUUUCACACAGUGUUGGGCAACAGCCACAUGUGUGACACAUUGGUGGACAACAACCUGCGAGUUACUAACUGGAAUCGCAAGCUGGGCUGCAAGUGCCAGUACAAGCACAUAGUGGACUGGUGCGGAUGCUCUCCCAACGACUUCAAGCCUGCUGAUCUCAUCCGAAUUCAGCAGCUGACACGACCCACGUUCUUCGCCCGUAAAUUUGAAUCCACCGUCAACCAGGAGGCCAUUGAUAUUCUCGAUACCCAUCUGUAUGGGCACUACCCACCAGGCACUGCGGCACUUAAGGCCUACUGGGAAAGCCUGUUUGAGCGGGAGGAUGGUGUGGGAACGCUCAGCGAUGUGGUACUCACAGCAUACAUGUCCUUCUUCAGACUUGGUCUAAACAGUCAGAAAACCAUGCAUGAGACCUGCAGGUUUGUACCUGUCGGCUACCCCGUAUCUGUCCAUCUCUAUUUCUAUGACGACCGUUUCCAGGGAUACCUGGUACGCCAGGAGGUGAAGAGCACGGCAUCUGAGAAGAAGGAAAUGCUGGAGGUGUGGGUUGUUCCUCAGGCAACACUACAGCUAGAGAGCAACCUGAAUGAGUUUGAGAGGCUGAAAAACCUUGAGGUGGGAACAGAGUGGGACCCCAAGGAGAGAAUUUUCCGGAACUUUGGUGGAGUGAUGGGCCCUUUGGACGAGCCUGUGGCGGUGCAGAAAUGGGCUCGUGGCCCCAACCUCACAGCCACCAUCGUGUGGAUCGAUCCUGCUCAGGUGGUCGCAGCGUCUUAUGACAUCAGUGUGGAUGUGGAGGCGGAAUUUACACAGUACAAGCCGCCGCUGCAGCGUCCUCUCAGGCCGGGAGUUUGGACAGUCCGUGUGCUGAGGUUAUGGGAGCGUGUGGCUGAAGCUCGCUUUCUGGUCAUGCCUCUGGCUUUUAAAGGAAAGGAACCAUUCCGCAAAGAGGAGCAUACCUGGCUGCAUGCAGGCCCUGCAGGCAACAUUUACCUGGAACAAGGCUUCCAGCAGCUCGCUCAGAUUCUGAAGCUACCUCCAAUGGAGCCUGCCCUGGAGGAAUCUCAGAAGAAGGCGUCUCUAGUGGGCAAGGCUCUGGAGGGUUGGGUGGAUAGCUUAGUGGGUGCCUUCUGGGUAACCGGAGACCUGUGUUCCACUCAGAUGUCCCUCUGUCCCAGCGUACAGCUGUGUGCCAAGACCAGCUGGAGCUCCUUGUCCCCAGAUCCCAAAUCUGAACUCGGCACGGUCAAAAGCAACGGCCGGAUCAGGUAGCCCGAAAGAUUUGGAGCGAACAAGAGUGAGAACACUAAAGCGAACUACAAGGGGAGAGGAGGAACCCCUGUGAGCGAUGUUUACGGGAUAUGAGUCUCUCAAAUCAUCCAAAUGUUUCCUGGUCAAGGCACCUUGUCUUAAGGAUUGUUGUUAAGGACAAUCUAAGAGAAGAAUGAACUGACGUUUGCACAUAAGAACAUUUUCUAAUUGUUCACUUGUCUAAUUGUUUUUUUGUUUCUUUGGGUGGCACGUGUCCAUAUGCAGUCUUGAUUUUGACUGGAUUGAUGAUGCAAAGCCUUUAACCUCAAUCUUUUUUUUUUCCUCUUUUCAGAACAAAUCAAAAUCAAGUGCACAUUUUCCUAUGUGGAUACAGUAAUUGUAGCCAAUUUUUUUUAAAUUAUUAUUAUUAUUUAAGCUUUACUACCUGUUCAACAUCAGUGGUUGGAUUCUUGCAGCCCAGUGGCUCUCAAAAUUAGGUGUGUGAAGCAAAGUCAGGGGUGCUUUCAUUCAUUUUGUGUUGAAAAUCACAACCCAGCAUUAGGAACGUUGUUCUAUAUGGUACAUUUAUAUUUGUGUUUUUAUAGUUAUUAGCCAAUUUGGCUGGUUAUAGGAAUUUUUUUUUUUUUUUUUUAAUCCCGUUCUUAAGAGCUCAAAAACAAGUAGGCAUAUAAAUCCUCUUAGGAAAGUCCUGUGUUGUGACAGUGGAAAGUUCUGGAAGAAAAUAAUUUAUGGUUCAAAAUAAUACCAAAAGAGUUUUGUAAAAACGAACGAUUUAGAAAAACCUGCGUUUGGGAUUCUGUCGGAUAUAUUUUACUGUUAAAGGAGUCCCUGGCUGCAACAAAGUUUUAGCCUGUAAUAAUUUUCUUUUCAAUCCGAACAUCAGAAGCCGUUUGAUUAAGUGCACUUUACUGUAAGAGAAAUGUCUGAACUACAGACAAACGAGGAGGAGCUGAUGAAGUCACUCGGGACGUCAAAUGAUCAGUGGCUCCAUUUGAAGAUAUUUCAAGUGCUGCUUAUAGAGUCACACUUAUACCAUCAUGUGGAUCGGUUUAGGAAACGAAGCAAAAACUGACAAGCGACCACCAAAUCACCGUCCAUCAGAAGAGAAAACUUGUGUGUGUAUGUGUCUGUUUGACUCCUGUGUCUUGGUGAAUGACUUCUUCUGAAGCGAUGCCCUGUAGAUGUUUACCACUGCAUAAAUGAAUUGCUAAAUGUGCUAUGCAAGCACAUGAACAAGCUGAAUGAGCUGACCCUUGUGAUGAGCAGGGGAAAGACAAGCAUUCUCAUUGUACUGCCCUCCAAAUGUAAAUGCCAUGAACGCCUGGAUCUGCCACUAAUUCAUGAUCUUUGGCCAUCUCAUGUGUAAUUCCUAAAGGUCAAGCUGUCCUAGACAUGGACAUUGAUAUGGACCAUGGUACUCGCCUGGUUUACUGCAGAUUUCUCAUAGACAGCUCCGGAGUAAUAGAAUUUAUUACCGUUUCUAAAUCUUCUGUGCAUAUAGGUUUCUGUUUCCGCCUGCUACUGCAACACGGUACGGAACGUUUCAUCAUCAUCAAUGAAGUACGGCAUUAUUCAUCGUCAUAUUGUGUCAUGUGGUAAUUUCAUUUUCUUCAAGUUUUGCACAAGUGUUUAUUUGCUAGGUUUGGAAUCCAGUGGUGGACAAAUCCGUUAGCUUAGCACACCCUAGGGAAGUGAAAAGUCUAAUGAGAAGACUUGUCCUGUGUUUUAAUUGGUUGAAAGGCUAAAAACUGUAAACUCACAGUAAUUAUCCUUAUGCUUUUCUAAGCAAGUGACUAAAGUGGUGCAUCAUAUUUGUGCUCUUGAUCAAAAGUCAGUUGGUCAGCAUUUAGGUAUGAGGUGAAGUGUUUUCUCCUCAUGUCACAGAUGAAUCUGGCUAGCUUUUUUUCUUUUCUUUUUUUUUUUCCUCUCUCGACUGUGUGUUCUAAACAUGAGACUUACAUUAUGCUUUCUAUCACACAGUUUCGUCAGGGUUGCCACAUACACUAUAUUGCCAAAAGUUUUGGGACACCCCACCAAAAUCAUUGAAUUCAGGUGUUGUUUUUCAGGGGUUCGCCUUGGCCCCUUAGUUCCGAUCAAAUGAACUCUUAAUGCCUCAGUGUACCAAGACAUUUUGGACAAUUUAAUGCCCCCAACAGUUUGGGGAUGACCCCUUCCUGUUCCAACAUGACUGCACACCAGUGCACAAAGCAAGGUCCAUAAAGACAUGUAGUUGGUGUGGAGGAACUUAACAGAGUCCUGACCUCAACCCGAUAGAACACUUUUGGGAUGAAUUAGAUCGGAGACUGCGAGCCAGACCUCCUCGUCCAAUAUCAGUGCCUGACCUCACAAAUGCGCUUCUAGUGGAAUGGUCAAAAAUUCCCAUAAACACACUCCUAAAGAGUUGCAGCUGUUAUAGCUGCAAAGAGUGAGCCAACUCCAUAUUAAAUUCAUGUGCAUGUAAAGGCAGAUGUCCCAAAACUUUUGGCAAUAUAGUGUAUCUGCCUGUUUCUGGUUCUAAAAACCUUAUCAGUGUAUCAUCUGUGCAUGCUCAUUUAACUUUUUUACCAAUUAAAAACGUUUGUUUUGCGAAAAUCGGUAGUGUGAGUUUUGCAAGCUAGUAUGAAUAAAAUCUUAUAGUUUAUACAUGCCUUCGUCUUCUUCUGGGAGCACAUGCUAGUGAUUUGUCCAUUGCUGAGAUUCAUCCCAGAAUGGGUCACAUUGGCUUCUUUUGCACAGCCAAUAAAGAUUCAUUCUUUCAUGGUGUUUAUUUUUAUUCAUAGUUCAAUAGGUUGCGACUUUCUGUCUUUACACACUUGCUGUCAAUUAAGGACAAUAAAUGAUGUGUGUGUGUGUGUGUGUGUAUACAUACAUAUCUAUAUAAAGUGGUGCAUUGUGAGAAUCAAUGGAUUAUUUUUGUAUUUAUAAUUCCUCCUGGAGAGGGAGGUCAUAUUUUUUAUCUGUUAGUCAUGUCGGGAUCGCUGCUUCAGUCUAGUCUGUUUCAUAAACCUUGUUGUGCAUUAUCUGUGUGUCAUGAAAUGGUACCUCGACAGGAGUUGUUUCUAGACUUCUAGACGUGUUAAGCGGCGGCGGCGGUGGGUGAGAGGUUUGGAGAAAUGUGGUGAAGUUGAAGAGCAGAAAUGUUUCUGUUCCAGGCACAAUAAAUCUGAACUCAAUGGUACACUGUGAUUGUGUGCUCUUAUUGCUUCCACAAGCCCUUGUGCCAGAUGGCAGUGUUUGUGUCUGAAUGAUGGGGGAGAAGUCUAAAUCUGAUUUACAACUCAUACAGAAGAUGUAAAUGUUUUUUUUUCCCCCAGCUACAGUUUUGUUCGAUUAUGAAAGCAUUAGUCACAGAAACCUGUCCAGAAUUCCAGAGAACACAAUUAUGGCUAGACCAAAACGUUCUGGUCU